AUGGAGAUAAAUGGGACAGACAGCAGCCUAAAUGGCACCGAAGCUAAUCGCACUACUUCUCCUGUCUUCAUUAUUAGCACGCGUUAUAUGACACAAUGGAAACGAGAGAGGCAACGGGAACGUCUUUGUCGCAUGUACAAUCAAGUUUUAGCGGAAUGCUCCCAGCUUAAUGGAAGCUGGCCUGACCCGGAUGAUCCACGUUGGAGCAGUGGGGAAUAUGUAGAACUUCUGUCAGAAUGGUUUCCGUCAAAUAUUACCAACGGAACGAUAACGGGGAACGCAACAACCUUAUCAACCGCGGAACCUUUCGCACCUGUUCUACCACCCUUCGAACUAUGGCAGACGAUACUGAUCGCUUUCUCCCUCGCAUUAUGUAUACUAUUAACUGUCGGCGGUAACAUUCUCGUCCUCCUGGCAUUUAUCGUAGAUAGGGCUAUCAGACAGCCGAGUAACUACUUCAUCGCCUCAUUAGCAGCCACCGAUAUGCUUAUUGGAACUGUAUCCAUGCCAUUCUACACGGUCUACAUUCUGAUGGGAUAUUGGAAUCUUGGACCUUUGCUCUGCGAUUUAUGGCUGUCCGUAGAUUACACGGUAUGCUUGGUAUCCCAGUACACGGUAUUAUUGAUCACAAUUGAUCGAUUUUGUUCGGUGAAAAUAGCAGCCCAAUAUCGCAGCUGGCGCACGAAAAAUCGCGUAAUCUGGAUGGUUACGAUCACCUGGAUAAUACCGGCCUUGCUCUUCUUCAUCAGUAUCUUCGGCUGGGAGCAUUUUAUCGGUUACAGGGAUCUAGAUCCCGGCCAAUGUACCGUUCAAUUCCUCAAAGAUCCCGUUUUCAACACCGCUUUGAUAAUCGGUUAUUAUUGGACCACGCUUGUUGUUCUGUUCAUCUUAUACGGCGGUAUAUACAAGACGGCUUACGACAUGCAGAAAAAGAGCGAGGCCAAGCAGAGGAAAAUGCAAUCGAUGGUUGCCCUCAGCGCGGGCGCGAUGUCCGGUAUGGCGGGUCGGGCGGCUGGUAUAGGUAUAUCGAAGACGCAAAGCACCCUUUUGAGCCAGGAUAAGCCGAAGCUAAGCGCGUCGGGUGACGAGGAGGGGGGUGGCGACGGUUCAGGGCAGAAGACUUCCUCAAAGACUUCCGGAACCACCGGCGUGACCGACUCGACGGAGAAACAAAUAGGUGGAAGCAUGGCCCCGACGGAGACGGAAAAAUCUGAACGGAGUAGUAGCCCAGCGUUCGAUUCGGACGAGGAGAGCACGAUGGGCCCUGCUGCUCAACAGCUCGCCAACAUCAGGAAACGAUCCUCCUUAGCCGGCCUGGUCGUGCAGACCGGCGCCCUCCCAGUUUUCUCCACUAACGGCCACUUGAACGGAAUCGUUCCGGCCAAGGCCGACCUGAACUUGCAAGCAUCGAAGAAGCUCCUCCCCCCCGUGGCCGCUGGCCCGACGUGCGACAUGGCCACGCAGAAAGCUCAAACAUUGCCGAAGAUACAAGAGUCGAGCCUCUUGGACACGGACAAUGUGCUCGAACCCGACAGGUCGAGCAGUCAGACGUUGACACCUGAACAGUCUCGCUGCAACGGGGACGCGACCCCUCAUCAACGACCGCUCACUUCCGCCGAGACGUCACCACCCACUCAUCCCGCUCGUUCGAUCAGCGGAAGCCAACAGAACAUCAUACCACCGCCUACGCAGUUUCGAAGCAGCCCCCAAGUGUCCGACAGCCCAUCCACGUCCUCGUCCACGGACAGACCCAAGUCGUUGGUCGUGUCCUCUCACGGGACAGCAGGUACUUUCGAUAUUCUGACAGGGUUGGACGGGGGGGAUUUGAGGUACAUGGACGAAAGUUCGGUUAUAUUGCCCAGCCCAUCUUACGAGAGUCCAUCGUCUUCCUUCUCAUACAGCCUGGCGAAUCCCCUUUCGAGCGCCCCCUCGUCCCCCAUUCUAGGGAAUAUCCCUACCUCGUCCAACACGAGCUUGCUGCAGGCAGCAUUGAUCAGAGCCACGGCCCAGCAAGUAAGCAAUCAGCAAUCGGGAGGCGGCCAGAGCAAGCAGAGCCAACCGAUAAUGUCGAACGCCUCCAGUCAAACCCAUCCUCCUCGCGUGUUCAUCACACAAAAAUCGAACGUCGCUUCUCAAACAUCGCCGACGGUGAGCAAAGUGCACACGGAGGUGAGCGUGAAAGCGAAGGACACGAAGCAGCAACCGGUGACGACGAUCGUCAGCGCGCACUCGGUGGAGAAGAACAACGCGACGAAUCAGUAUUCUGAGCAAGAAGCGAGGAUCAAUCCUCCGCAGAAUUCGUCCUCCAGCGGUAGCAUGGUGCCCACGAUUUCCGGGACGACGGGAAACGAGCAAGACGCGAAGAAACAGUCGAAGAAGAGGGACGCGAGGGGCAGCGAGGAAGGUGGCUCGAGGAAGGACUUCGUGAAGACGAUUGGGAAACGUUUGAAGACGAAAACGCAGAGGAGGGAUCCUUUGUUGAGCAGGCAAAAAUCACGGACCGAGAACAGGGCUCGGAAAGCUUUCAGGACGAUAUCUUUCAUUUUAGGCGCAUUCGUCGCUUGUUGGACACCGUAUCACAUUUUGGCGCUAGUGGAGGGUUUUUGUACGAACAAACCGUGCACCAACGAACAUCUGUUUAUGUUCUCGUAUUUCUUGUGUUACACAAACAGCCCCAUUAACCCGUUUUGUUACGCAUUGGCCAACCAGCAAUUCAAGAAGACUUUUACGAGAAUAUUGAAAGGUGAUCUGCACAUGACGUAA
Apis laboriosa (Himalayan honeybee) is the source of this 2763-nucleotide messenger RNA. RefSeq names its product muscarinic acetylcholine receptor gar-2 (gene mAChR-B). The transcript has 4 exons. Bases 1 to 2763 code for a protein of 920 amino acids. Gene Ontology annotation, biological process: adenylate cyclase-inhibiting G protein-coupled acetylcholine receptor signaling pathway; chemical synaptic transmission; G protein-coupled receptor signaling pathway, coupled to cyclic nucleotide second messenger. Gene Ontology annotation, cellular component: dendrite; synapse; membrane. The record is from RefSeq and is a predicted model, not a curated record. NCBI's taxonomy places the organism in Eukaryota, Metazoa, Arthropoda, Insecta, Hymenoptera, Apidae. Gene Ontology annotation, molecular function: G protein-coupled serotonin receptor activity; G protein-coupled acetylcholine receptor activity.